CUCGGCCGCCUGUGCAGGCGCGGACGGUAGCUUCUCGUAUCAGUGUGCGCUACUCUGCGAUUUUUAUCAACAAAGUUUAACCAAAUUUAUACCCUCAUUUACAAUGGGGAACUGAAAAACAAUUGUGACGGAUUGUAGUAUCGGCCAGCCAUCCUCGCUCUUCGAUAAAAAUUCGUUCUGAUAUUUUCUUCACUGCGUUAUCUUAGACCAAUGCACGGCAUUCAAGUAAAACCUUUAGUCAAUAGCGCAAGGUUUAUUGUGAAACAAUGUUUGUACUAAAAACUACAAGCCAAACAUGAACGGGAAGGAGUCGAAGAUGACUUCGUCUAAAGGCCAUGCCCCGGCCCCACCACGCCCAGCACCCCCAGUUAUGACGUACAACCCCAAUGAGCUUGCUAUUGGUAGUGAGAAGCAGGGGUCAUUUGCUGCAAGUCACAGACUUUCCCUUACAAAGAAAGAUAAAAAGGAGCCUCAAGCGUUAGUCCUUAGGAAACUAGAUGGUACAAAUACCCACAGUCCAAGUGAGGAAAAGACCUCCCUGGCACGGGCUGGGGAAGAGAUUUUGGAGACAUUUUACGGGAUGUUAUACAAGAGUGACAAUGAGACAAGAGAGUGGAGGCUCAUCACAGAUGGUUUUAUACCAAUCUGUUUUGUUAAAGAAAGCGGAAGCAUCAGUAAACCAUUUAAAAUCAUAGGAGCUGCUGGCCAAAUAAGAUUAUUGGAGUACCCUGUAACCCCAGAUACCAAGUGUUCUAGAGUCAAGGCAUUCGUCAAAUGGUUGGAGGUCAAUGAUAAUGUUUAUGGUGUAAGAUUUGCUAAGGAGGACCAGGCGGACCAGUUUUAUACAGCCUUGUUGCAUAUGAAAGACACCCUUGUCAAAAUGUCAGACCUUCUCAAAAAACCUGAACAAAAAAGAGUUACACAAAAGAGCUUGGGGUCCGUGCAUGGCAAAAUCUCACUCAUAGUGAAACUGCCAAAUAGGGAAACAGCAGUGCUGUCUUUGCCUGGACUGUUGACAAUGAGUGAGGUUUUCCAGCACAUCUGUAAGAAGGAGGUUCUCAAACCCUCAGAACAUUUGUUAUCUGUUGCAAGGAAGGGUGGGAAGGAAGUCUCGUUUGAGCCAGACACUCCUCUUGGUUCCUUAAAUAUCCGUACUGUGUCUAUACUUCAUGUGGGUUCGAAGAAUAAUGGAGACAACGAGGAAAACCGCCAAGAUGGGGUUGAGAGCCUUGUUGAAGAAGAAACUGAGGGCAAACUUUUGGAGAUUCACCUUCCAAGCGGAGGCAAAACUUCCAUUGAGGUUCCUACAAACAUGCGUCUUGGCAACCUGUUGACGUUCAUCUGCAAACGUGAGGAGUUGAACGUCCGAAUGUUCACAUUGCAGUACGUGGAUUUCAUUCAUCAGUCUCUAGAUAUGAGCAGUCAAGUGGAGGAGCUCCACUCGUCUGAACUACGACUCAUGGGAAAAAAUGGUCGUAACAGUGCGUAUGGGAUGCCAAGGACGAUGUCGACUCAUCUUUCUGAUAACAAUGCUAAUCACCAUAGCAACAGGAGGGCUUACCCAUCUAAAGUCCGCCGUUCCUCUUUAAACGAGGACACGCUGGCCCCACUAGCGCACAGAGACAAUGAAACUAAGCGGCACACCAUAGAUCUGGAAUCCAGGGCUGACCCGGAAACCAAGCCAAGACAGCUUAAUAAUAAUGCUCUGAACAGUGGACCAUCUCCCGUGGCAGGAACACCAGAGCCAGCGCCGAGGAAUAACCUACAGCAUUCUAAUCUCAACUCCAGUCGGAUGUAUGGCUCAACUCCUAACCUCAGCAUCAAGGCUGCCAAGCGUAAAGCACCCCCACCGCCACGCCCUCCACAGCCAACACCCCGACCGAGGUCAGGAGCAGACCAGAUGCCCACGUCAUCGACCCCUUCACCUCCUCCAAGGUGUCAGACCAUAUCAACGUCGGCCCCGAAGCCACAUGUUAGAAAGCGACAGGCCCCUGCUCGUCCCCCGGUACCCAAACGAAGCUCAUCGCUCUCUGAUCAGUCAACGUUAGGCACAGCCGCUGUCAGCCUGGAGUCAGGCCUGGAUGCUAUUGGUAACGAGGAUUCUUCAAGGCCACCACCUGUGUUUAUUCCACCUCCCCCUCCAGACGACAUACCGCCGCCAUUAGACGAAUGCGAACACCCGGUAGAUCCACUCAGCGACGAUGACAUUCAGGAUAUCCCUUUGUAUUCCGGUCUUGUCCCACAUGAGGACUUCUCCCCUCAACUCUUUUCCAAGGAAGCAAGCCCAAAAUGGCCGACGAGCGAUCAGAAGCGAGGCGAGCCUAGACUAGGGCAGGGAACAGAUCAGCAACUGACAGAACGUCGUACUAGCACCCCUACUUCCCCUGAUCAACCCCCUACCUCUCCUGACUCGCCGUCGACUCGUGACGAGGUUCUCCCGAUGAAAUUCCUGAUUCCCACGCCUGAUACAGAGAGGUCUGCUGCACGUGGCUCUGAGUUGAAAAGAAUCCCGUUCGUAGACGACAGCAGGAGCUCUAGUCUCGAUAAUCUUUCCUCAGAGUGCCUGAGUCCAGACCUGGAUGGAAGAUUCUCGCCAGACCUCUACCACGAGCCAGAAGCACUUCCUACAACAACUUACAAGGAAGAUAUUUCAUCUGUAGACUUACCUCGACCACCUGACGACUUUGCCGAGCCUGAGGUCUUUGUUACACAGGAGGAAAACAAAACUUUUUCAGCGCCCAGUGAGAUCUCAUCACUUGCCUUGUCAAAACCGGAACCUCUCGAACCGCCUGGAUGUUUUGCUGAGGCUCAAGCCUCGCAUGAGGACAUGGGUAGUGAACUGGUACCAGGAGGCAUGGUGGUACUGCCGCCACCGCCAAUGGAAGCCAUCGAUUUUACGUCUUCCGCUGAUGUCCCAAGCCCAAUCCCUCCUCCUCUGGAUUUUGCCACGCCAGCUAUGGCCCCGCCUGUAGAGUUUUCAGACGAAUCAAGUCCAAAACCACUUAAAAAGAAGCUAGUCAUUAACAGCGAAGCGUUCCCGUGGUUAUCAGAAGGCAACAAGUUUGAUGCUGAAAUUAUACCCGAAGUGCCACCAAUUAAUAACCAGGUUGAAACUUCCCCUAAUGUGAGAGAAACUUAUGAAGAAAGUACUGCCAGGAGGGCAGAUCUGGAGAGUGUGUCUUCAAGUUUCACAGUGAUAGCUAAACAGCAGUCAGGUUUGGCUCUGGAGCAGGCUGACCCUGCAGAAAGGCAAUGGGUUAGGAAAUAUCCCGAAGAGAAAGAAUUACCUUCUGAAGAUUUAGAUGCCACAAUUACCGAAGAAACAAAGACAAUUAAACAAGAUCCAUUUGGUACCCUUCCCGAAGAGAGCAAGCUCAAAGAUGCAAUUAUUAUAUAUCCGGAAGACAAAAAGGCAUCUGUCGAAGAAGCAGCUUUCGAAGGUCGGCAAGCCCCUGGAGAAGAUAUCAUUGUGAUGCAAGUUUCCGAGAAGAGGCUGGAAACUAUGCAGUCCGAGUUCUAUCCGGUAGAUUCCCCGGAUGUUCCUCCUGCUGAAGACGAUGAUUACAAGACUCCCUUCGAUGAUUUCGAUGAUGUCCCUGAUUUGUCGCCUAGUAGGGAUACCUUCAGCUCUGCAAAGGUAGAAGAAACGGUCGUCGCCGAAACCCCUGUGUUACCACAAUCGACAGCAACUAAACCCGAAAUGGAUUUGGACAGGACGUUCCUUGCUCUCGAGGAAUCCACCAGUGAUCACUCGAUAGGCGUCCCUAAGCUAGCGUUUAAAGCAGAGGACAGUUUGUCAUCGGAUGUGGUGCUCCCAAGCCCUGACAGAUCCGUACCUCCGACUCCUCCCGCGGUCUCGCCCCCGGGGUCGGGAUACGUGUCUCCUACGCUUCACUCCCCUCUGUGUUCCCCCCGUGUUGGCGGCGAUGAUGCUUCCUCUGAUGAUAAGGAAUCAUUAGCAUCAUCACAAGGACAGUCGCAUCAUACCGUAACAAGGACAAUGUCGCCUGACAUCCCCUCUACCCCAUCUUCACCGUCGCCCCCAAGUGAACCCAUCGACUUACCCAACCCACCGCCACUCACUGUGCCACCUCUAAGACGCUACUCAGACCUCGCCAACAGCGUCUCAUUUGUCUCGUCGGCUUUGAAAAGCGAGCAGAAAGCGAAACAACAGGGGAAUGUUACACGAGAAACAAGGCCCCCUAUCCCAGUUGGGCGCCCACAGAGCUGGGCGGAUAUUAAACAACAGCGGAAGCUCAUAGAGGAGCAGAGGAAACAGUCUGUGACAAAAGCGCAAACAACUUUUGCUUCCGAGAAAACACAAGGGGAAACCGCAACCUUAACGCCAAGCACAUAUAAGUUUCCGGAUUCGAAAGAGUUAACAAAAACUUCUGAAUCAAAGGAGAACCAAGCACCAGAAGAGAACGUUACAAUAGCGAAAGAUACGUACAAGUUCGAAGACUCCCAAGAGUCAUCCCUUGUCACAGAAUCUCAGAAAGCUGAGGUACAUCCCGUACCUCGGACCUCUUACACAGCGCUUGACGACAACAUCACAACGUCACAAGCAAAGCCAUCUAUCGCAUCAGUAACAAACACAAGUAAGACAUCCGCGUCGACGGCAGUCGAACUAGCGAGCCGACCUAAAAGGGAGUCUCUACAGGAAAGCCGUGCUGUGUCUUCAGGAUUCCAAAGUCGGAGUGGGAGCUAUCCUGCUAGCGCUAAGUCAGAGGGUAGAUCGGGGAUCAUGCUUAGCUCACGAGGAUUUUCCCUAAAGCUGCCCUCUUCGGGAAGUACGGAUAGCGCGUCCGGAAAUAACGCAGAAAAACAGCCCUCUUCUAGCGCUGAUACUCAACCAGAUAAAACCACAGCGGUGACAACACUUUAUAAAGAUGAUGCAGAGAAAUCUACUCUGGCUUUUGAUGAAAAGCCCGGUGGGAGCAAUACAGAUGCUGUGGUUCUGAGGCGAAAAGCAAGCGUGGAUGACCCUGACAAGAUGGAGAAAAGGCAAUCUGUCAAGGACAUGAUGUCGCUCUUCGGUCAGGACACGGACGAUUCCAGUAAACCUACUCGUAGGUUUAGCGCCAGCGGGAAACCGCAACAAAGUCCCGCUUUACGGCUGAUUGAGGAUAGGAUUGAGGGUCGAACUACUAAAAAGUAUGGCGUCUCAGGUCUGGUCAACACCCUCUCGUCCAAGCCCAAACCUUUAGCUAAACGAGACUCAAAAACCGAAAUUACUACAAAAGAAGAUGGGAAUGAUAAACCAAAAGACUUGUGUGUUGAUAGCAAGACGUCUCAACUUGACUUUAAGGAAACGGCAGCUAAGUCGAAUGAGGUCUCAUCAGAUGAACACUUCUCUGUUGUCUCCUCUACUCAAGAGCACGCGUGUGCGAAGGAGGUUGAGGUGGUGAAUCGAAGCGCUCAGGAUAGGUCGUCGUGGGUGGAGACGAACUCGAUCGGAAGUGGCGCUGGGCUUCACAUACUCAUGGCGCCGCAGCGCACCGAUACAAAUGUAGUUCCCAGGGGGCAAGUAGCUGCGAUGAUGGCUUCUUUCAAAAAACCGAGUUCCAAGGAUGACCAAGACGAGGAACGCGAUGGCAUAAACGUUGAGCAAGCCGAAUGGAUUUAAAUUCUAAAUUAUGACGCACGUGUUGAUGUCUGUCACGUGCUGUCUUAACACGUGCUGUCUCUCAGGUGCUGAUGUCUGUCACGUGCUGGUGUCUGUCACGUUCUGUUGUCUGUCACGUGCUGAUGUCUGUCACGUGCUGGUGUUUGUCACGUGCUGAUGUCUGUCACGUGCUGAUGUCUGUCACGUGCUGAUGUCUGUCACGUGCUUGUAUCUGUCACGUGACAAUGCCUGUCAGGCAGAUGUCUGGCACAUGCCGCCAGUGCCCCACCCACUGCUACGGCCCUGUGUAUGUUACGUAAGGAUGUAUGUUACGUAAGGAUGUAUGUUACGUAAGAAUGUAUGUUACGUAAGGAUGUAUGUUACGUGAGGAUGUAUGUUACGUGAGGAUGUAUGUUACGUAAGGAUGUACGUUACGUAAGGAUGUACGUUACUUAAGGAUGAACGUUACGUAAGGAUGUACGUUACGUAAGGAUGUAUGUUACGUGAGGAUGUAUGUUACGUAAGGAUGUAUGUUACGUAAGGAUGUAGGUUACGUAAGGAUGUAGGUUACGUAAGGAUGUAUGUAACGUAAGGAUGUACGUUACGUAAGGGUGUACGUUACGCAAGGAUGUACGUUACGUUAGGAUGUAUAGGAUGUAUGUUACGUAAGGAUGUAUGUUACGUAAGGAUGUAUGUUACGUAAGGAUGUAUGUUACGUUAGGAUGUACGUUACGCAAGGAUGUAUUUUACGUUAGGAUGUAUGUUACGUAAGGAUGUAUGUUACGUAAGGAUGUACGUUACGCAAGGAUGUAUGUUACGUAAGGAUGUAUGUUACGUAAGAAUGUAUGUUACGUAAGGAUGUAUGUUACGUGAGGAUGUAUGUUACGUGAGGAUGUAUGUUACGUAAGGAUGUACGUUACGUAAGGAUGUACGUUACGUAAGGAUGUACGUUACGUAAGGAUGUACGUUACGUAAGGAUGUAUGUUACGUGAGGAUGUAUGUUACGUAAGGAUGUAUGUUACGUAAGGAUGUAGGUUACGUAAGGAUGUAGGUUACGUAAGGAUGUAUGUAACGUAAGGAUGUACGUUACGUAAGGGUGUACGUUACGCAAGGAUGUACGUUACGUUAGGAUGUAUAGGAUGUAUGUUACGUAAGGAUGUAUGUUACGUAAGGAUGUAUGUUACGUAAGGAUGUAUGUUACGUAAGGAUGUAUGUUACGUUAGGAUGUACGUUACGCAAGGAUGUAUUUUACGUUAGGAUGUAUGUUACGUAAGGAUGUACGUUACGUAAGGGUGUACGUUACGCAAGGAUGUACGUUACGUUAGGAUGUAUAGGAUGUAUGUUACGUAAGGAUGUAUGUUACGUAAGGAUGUAUGUUACGUAAGGAUGUAUGUUACGUUAGGAUGUACGUUACGCAAGGAUGUAUUUUACGUUAGGAUGUAUGUUACGUAAGGAUGUAUGUUACGUAAGGAUGUACGUUACGCAAGGAUGUAUGUUACGUAAGGAUGUAUGUUACGUAAGAAUGUAUGUUACGUAAGGAUGUAUGUUACGUGAGGAUGUAUGUUACGUGAGGAUGUACGUUACGUAAGGAUGUACGUUACGUAAGGAUGUACGUUACGUAAGGAUGUACGUUACGUAAGGAUGUAUGUUACGUGAGGAUGUAUGUUACGUGAGGAUGUAUGUUACGUAAGGAUGUAGGUUACGUAAGGAUGUAGGUUACGUAAGGAUGUAUGUAACGUAAGGAUGUACGUUACGUAAGGGUGUACGUUACGCAAGGAUGUACGUUACGUUAGGAUGUAUAGGAUGUAUGUUACGUAAGGAUGUAUGUUACGUAAGGAUGUAUGUUACGUAAGGAUGUAUGUUACGUUAGGAUGUACGUUACGCAAGGAUGUAUUUUACGUUAGGAUGUAUGUUACGUAAGGAUGUAUGUUACGUAAGGAUGUACGUUACGCAAGGAUGUACGUUACGUUAGGAUGUAUGUUACGUAAGGAUGUAUGUUACGUGAAUAGUGUCAUGAAAAUUUGAAACAAAUUUUGAUAGGGGUGAAGUUAUUUUAAUAUUAAUUUUCCAAAGUAAACAUAAGUAAACAUAUUAUAACUAAAUAAACAAAAAAUGCAGAUUGAAAUAGCUCACCACAAGUCGUUUGUGACGUCAAAACUGAUUAAAAGCUUCGUAUUUAUAGCGACGUCAACAAAUUUCAGAAUGCUUUGGGUUAUCCAUAACAUAAUGCAAACCUACAGUGAAAUGCACUUUUGGUUUGGUCAAAUGCAGUGAUUAAAAAUGCAGUGAUAAAAAAGCUGAUGAUCAUUAUUUUGUAAUAAAAAUAAAUCAAUGAUGA
This is a messenger RNA of Nematostella vectensis (starlet sea anemone), 7943 nucleotides long. Its product is annotated as histone-lysine N-methyltransferase 2D. The coding region runs from base 296 to 5626 and encodes 1776 amino acids. The record is from RefSeq and is a predicted model, not a curated record. Gene Ontology annotation, biological process: signal transduction. The transcript is spliced from 16 exons. Lineage: Eukaryota; Metazoa; Cnidaria; Anthozoa; Actiniaria; Edwardsiidae.